AUGCCUGCACUGCCGUCCUUCAUCACCAGUCGCAAAGGAAAGGUCGCCUUCAAGUCCCCGUUUACUCUAUUACGCGGAGAACAGUCGACGCCCGCAUCGGUUCAAGUAGCAGUUCCAGCAGUCCCACCACAUCCUCUCGCAGAUGAGGUCCUUGUCAUCAAUGAUCGAAACGCGCGACAUUAUUCAUUGGACUUCGAUGGCGGGCAACCCAUAGACGAAUACGAGACAGACAUCAUCGACGAAGAACUGCGGAAUCCUCGACCGAAUAAUGCUCCAACGCCUCAGGUCCAACUGGAUAUCGAUUUGUCGCCAGAGGGAUUGACCGACUGGUUCGCUGCGAAUUUCCUCCAACCAGAAAACGCUCAACCAUCGUCCGAGAAGGCGCAACAAGGGCAGACUAGCGGAAGUGGAUUGCGGAAUGAAGCGAAGCCUUUGGGGAGUUUAGGAAGCACGGAAACGCUGAGUAGUAGGAGUAGGAGUGCACUGGGAGAGGCUGAUGAAGGAGGUUUUUCGACUUCAUCAGAAGAUGUCCUUUCGAAUCUUAAGGCAAUGAAUGCCUCGCACUUUGGGAAAAUGCACGGCUCUGAAUUCAAUCGCUCGGAUCAAGCUUCGUCAUCCUCGAAUAAGCCUUCAGCAACCCUCUUAGCAAUUCCAGCGGGUUCGUCACAAAGCACCAACAGUCAAGAAUCGCGUCCCGAGGCCCUCUCUGACCUAAAGCCUCUUCGACCAAUGUCCCUUUUGGAUACCCCGGCUUCUUCGGCGGUCUCUGGGACCAACUUCGCUCGCGCCCUUCUAUCGAAUGCCUUCGUACUGCCCAACGACAAUCGUUUAUCGAGGUUCCGCACCAGCACUGUUGGCCUUACGCGCUCAGAUUCGACUACCCUUCCUCGCGGUGACCAUGCCGGCCCAUCCUCAUAUCAUGACCGGUUCUCGGUGGGUCCAGAUGCGCCGCCAGUACCAUCCAACGCCGGCUUCCUGUAUGAACCACCUAAGAAGUCGCGUGCCGCACUGGAAUGGAGAGAAAAGAAACGUCAAGAAUUGAAGAGGCGAUCAAGUACUGGUAGCCUGCAUCCCAAAAUCCUACCAGAAACACCUUCAUACGACAGACCGAUCAGUGCUCUCCUGAGCCCCGGCGCCGAAUUCGAUUUAAACGACUUAAACUCUCUAUUACUGAAAUCUCCUGCGCUCGUCCAAACUCCUCCGCCUCCACCCCGUUCUCCUUUGCCUCCUACUCCACAACCGAAACGCGUCGAAGAAAGCAAAACUGUUGAACUAACCCCGACCCCCGCCGCCAGGCCUUUACCUAUCGGUCCUCAAACCCCAUCUUCCGACUUCCUAAGCCUUCUAUCCCCCGCUCCUUCCUCUGAUGGCCUACCGUCUGGCAAGAAUCUGGAGUCAGACGAUGUCUUGAAUUACUAUUCACAUCCUGACUCGCCAGAGCCUCUUAUGACCGGCGGGUAUCGACCUGGUGUCUCACCUAUAAGUGAAGAGACUAGUUCCCAAUUAUCUCCUCCGACACCGUAUAGAGAUAGACGGGAAUCACAAAGAAGUACCGGCACUCCACUUGGUGCUCGUAGUCCUUUGUCUGGUAGUAUACGCGUGCGGGGCGAUUCCGUACCUUUACCUCGAAAGCUUUCUGAUUCACGUCCAUAUUCACGACAGUUGCUAGCCCCAAUGGGAGAGCGGCCGCUAUCCUCCAUUCAACCUCCAUCGCCUUCUGGUUCUCAAACUUCGUCCUUAGCUUCGGCAGGCUCGGACCUGCUUGCACCCCUUGCACCCCCUCCUAGUCAUAUUUUCAGUCGCCAAAGGUCCGGCAGCGCCCCCAGUCCUAUCAAGGUCAUACGUGAUCCUAAAGACGCAAUCACCUACAAUAUUACCGUUUCUCCUAGUAAUGCCGAUUCUGAUACUCCAACUUCAGAUGAAGGCAUAGUCACCCAGGAUUUCCCUGAAACGCCCAGUGCUUUCAGCCCUCUAUUAACUGGCGGUACUGACGCCCCUCCUUCCCUACACCAAUCGCUAGAUGGACAUGAUGUGCCGCCAAUGGCAACGAUACCCACCUCUGCUACUAUUUCCCGGGGAACCCAGCCAAGUCUUGCUCAACAGCUCUUGUUGAACCGAGCCGGGACGACUGGCCGCCAACACACGAAGCAAACGAGCGUUGGGAAGAUCAAGACGUCCGGUUUAGCAGCACGCUCAGGAUCUCCAACGAGUCGGCGUAUUGCAGACAUAAUUGAAGACGUGGAGACUGAGGCGAGUCCGGCUGACCAAAACGGCGGCAUUGCGUCGCGCCGUAUGUCUGCAGCUGGAUCGCAGCCAGAGUCGCCCAGCAAUCAGGUCCUGGCUCACGAAAUGAGUAGAUCCCCCAGUCGAGGAACGGUCAUCACGACCUCAGAUGCAAGUUCCAUGUACACUUCCGACUCUUCGUCCAAGCCACGCAUCAAGUCACUGCCGCCCAUUCCUAAUUCUCCUAUUCCUUCCACGCGUGCUGUUUCGCCGGCGACGACCAUUGAAUCUCCGGUAAAUGCACCGGAGUCCUCGACAGCUAUUGUUGGCGCCCCUGCUCCUCCUACUGCCCCCUCAAUCCCUCCUCCGUCGCCGACACUGGCACCGAAACCUCCUGCUCCAUCACCUGCUCGCGGACGUCUGCCACCUGCUCUGAACAUCUCAAGCUCCAAUCCUGUCGCCGAGCGAGCGGUGGCUGUCAAUGGUAACGCGACAGACAGCUCAGACUCGCCAGCAUCAUCAUCACGUCCAGCAUCGAAUCCUCCUGUCUUUGCUGCUGCUUCAUCUGCCUCAGCGCCAGCGCCAAGUGCUGUCGACCAUGAUCAAGCCCCAGGCACUCAGAGCUCGUCAAGUCACAAAUACGAGGAUGCAUUUACUGGCCGGGCUUCUGACAUUUUCAGAGCGACGUCCCUGGGUUCUCCUCCGCCCUAUUACACUGUUGUUAACGAGACACCGCUACCGCAGGUUCAACAACGUACCCCGCCAAGUCAUCCUUCGCAUACACCGAAUGGCAGCUUCUCCCAUAAUGCGUCGUUUUCCUUCUCCGAGCCGAAUUUUGGUACGCCGGGGCCUUCCAACCUUGAGUGGAGCAACAACAUGGAUGGCAGGUCGACGUUAGGGAGAGAAAACUCGAUUGCCGGCCAGCGUUCGCGGAUGCGACCUCCUUUGCCACAGGGCCCUCGGAGACCGAGUCAGCAACAGAUGAUGGCGGCGGGUGGACCCUCUGGCCAAUUCCAUCCCUCUCGGGACCGUUCGGGCUCCAUCUCAUCCGUGGCGAGCAAUGCACUACCCCAUACGUCAAGGGUCCGGUCCGCUCCCGUUUUCUCGCCCAAAUUCCAAACGCCGCCGCCCAAGUGGAGAGGCUACACCAUGGAAGCUGCCAAAUGGACGUUUACGUCCGCUCAACUCCAGGCUAUCGUGUCCAGAGCUAUCAAACAGUCAGCUGAAGCAUCGUCGAUUCGUUUGCUACGGCUUGAUGUCCUUGACACCGAAAUUCCCGAGGAGAUGAGGCGUUUGGAAGCUCAGCGGACGGACCUGAAGACGCGGUAUAAGGUGCUGACGCGGAGACGAGCCACUUUGCUUGACGCUCUAACGGCACACAUGACGGGCAACGAGGAAGACAACUCUUCCUAUGCCCUUCGCCUGCUGGAGGAGAUCAGAGAAAUGGUGGUAACACUGGACAGACUCGCUGAAGAGUUGCAUAGCCUGGAUGGUCAGCUCGCCCAUCUCGAGUCCUUGACGCAUAUUCACACUGGCAGUGCACUUGCAAUGGCCCUACGGAAGCUAAAUGCCAGUUUCCUGAAGCAAGUCGCGGAGAACCAAGUGCUCCGGAAUCAGAACCAGGCCCUCGAGGCCGAGCGAGACGAGGCAUGGGCGCAAGCCGAGGUCGUCGCGAACGAGUUUGACAGAAUGAACGAUAAGAUCGAUAGUCCUUCGUCGAAGCGCUCGAGUAGGAUUUCUGCCGUUCGCAAGUCAAGUGUUCGCGUGUCGAAGGCAGGCUUGCGCACACCCAGCCAGCGACUCAGCCAACGAUCAUCUUUGGGCAGUUCACUCUGUGGGCCUACGUCAAGUUCAAAGAGUCCGUUACCCCGCUUGGAAAAGAGCCCGCCUGUUCCUCCUAUACCGAAGCGCCGACCCCUCCAAAUCUCAACUGAAUCGCCAUUAAGGAGCUCAGCGGUGCUUUCCUCUGGAGGGGUUACGCCGAACUCGGAAACAAGGGCUUUGGCAGAGGCACAAGAUGAACUAUAUGCUAUGUUGGGCAUCACGAACCCAGAUCGCCGCCUGCGUCGCUCUCGGUCUGCUGCUGGUCUGCUACUUUCUCCACCUCCGGUUACCGCGCUCCUUAAUGUUCGGCCUUCCGAUAUCAACCCGUCUCGGCGCUCGUCGCUACCCGGAGAUUCUUCACUAGCUGAGGCAUAUAAUGCUAUGGCUGCCGAUCGUAAUGCAGUUCUUGCCACUAUCGAUAUGCUAUCUGCCACGGACUGA
Messenger RNA from Cyclocybe aegerita, 4488 nucleotides. The record is from the annotation of a GenBank genome assembly. NCBI's taxonomy places the organism in Eukaryota, Fungi, Basidiomycota, Agaricomycetes, Agaricales, Hemipholiotaceae.